Molecule: messenger RNA, 5046 nt
Organism: Saccostrea cuccullata (small rock oyster)
Lineage: Eukaryota; Metazoa; Mollusca; Bivalvia; Ostreida; Ostreidae
Product: ATP-dependent translocase ABCB1-like
Exons: 27
Coding region: 439-4527 (1362 amino acids)
Biological process (GO): transmembrane transport
Cellular component (GO): membrane
Molecular function (GO): ATP hydrolysis activity; ABC-type oligopeptide transporter activity; ATP binding
Source: RefSeq, a predicted model, not a curated record
GGAAAUUUAUACCAGACUUUUAAUAGGAUUGUAUUAACCGUCAAAAGUGGUGACAGUCUUCGAAGGAAUGUUACAUAUACAGGAAUAUAACAGAAUCCUUCAAUUAUAAGGGAUCCAUAGAAGAAAGGGACCUUGAAGUGUAUAAACAGCAAUAAACCUUGUGUCCACGAUAAAGAGGAUUUAAGUACAGGCACGUGUCUAUACAGUUGAACUUUUUAUUUAUAUGAAAGAGGACGGUCAGUUAAUUUAAACUUUUAUUAAGAAUGUGAAUAUAAAUUGAAUGUGGUCAAGAUACUAAGAAAAUCUACCAUGUUUGUCAUGUUUAUGGAGGAAAUUUAUGAAGAGGACCUAUUACAUCUAUUGAACAGUUGAAUUCACAUUAAAAUUUAGAAUAAUUUCCAUCAGUGAAGACCUGAGCCGUGUGUCAAUCAGUUUAUAAUGGAGAAAGAGAAUACACAAAUGUCUGCAUUGACCACCAAUGAUGUCAUCAUGGACACAGAAAAAGUGGUUAACCCUAAUGGUGUGUCGGUGUCAAAUGGACAUGCCGAAAAUGGAGUUCUACAGAAGGAAAUUCUCGAACCAGGGAAAGGUCAGACCAAAGUUACCAUUAAUCCUGAAGUAGAGGUCAAGAAAGUGAAAAAAGGCAGACAGAAGGAGAAAAUACAACAUAUAGGAUUCUUUCAGCUGUUCCGUUAUGGCAGUGCCUGCGACAAGUUUAUCCUGGUCAUCGGGAUUCUGUGUGCCAUGGGCGUUGGUUGUGCCACACCUAUUAACUUUUUCGUCUAUGGAGAGCUCGCUAACACUUUUAUUCUGUAUGAUGUUGCCAGUAAAAUAAACUUCAGUGAUACGAACCAGACACUGUUAUUUAACCGCGAGGAACUACAGAAUAGCCUGAAUAUUCUAGACAUUGCCAAGGAGUAUGCUCUGUAUUUCUGCCUUAUUGCCAUUGGUGCCUUUGUUCUAGGCUACGCCAGCAUCUUUUGUUUCACGUUGUCGGCAGAGAGACAGAUCCAAGUCAUUCGAAAGUUUUUUUUCCGCUCCAUCAUGCGACAGGACAUGGAGUGGUUUGAUACACACGAGAGCAGUGAACUCAGUACUCGGUUUUCAGAGGACAUGCAUCUAAUCUAUGAUGGAAUUGGAGAUAAAGUGGCCACCUUUAUCCAGUGGACCACUACGUUCCUGGUAUCUUUUGUCAUCGCGUUCGUGUCAGGAUGGAAACUCGCUCUGGCCACUGUAGCUCUCUGUCCUUUGGUUAUUGUUGUCGGAGGAAUGUUAACGAAGUGGGUGCGCAACUUGUCUAUGGAGGAAUCACAAGCCUACGCCAGUGCUGGUUCGGUAGCGGAGGAGGUGUUUUCCUCCAUUAGAACCGUCACUGCCUUCAACGGUCAGGAAAAAGAAUGUAAACGGUACAACUUGAACCUUAUGGAUGCCAAAAAUAACUCGGCCAAGAAAGGUUUGGUCCUUGGGCUUACAGUCUGUGCCUUCUGGUUCUUGAUUUAUAGUGCCUUCAGUGUGGCAUUCUACUAUGGUGUCAAACUCAUGCAAGACCCUGAUGAAGGCUUUGAUCCAGGAAAAACUUUAACGGUCUUUCUAGGAGUUAUGAUUGGCUCCAUGUCCUUGGGUCACGCCUUCCCGACCCUGGAGGUCAUUGCCAAUGCUAGAGGUGCAGCCACCAAAGUGUUCUCCAUUAUCGAGCAGAAAUCCAAAAUAAAUUACGAAGUCAAUGACGGCAAGGAAUUGGAAAAAAUGGAGGGAAAUAUAACACUUAAGAACGUACAUUUUCGGUACCCCGCAAGGCCAGAUAUACCAAUUUUACAAGGGGUGAAUUUGGAGGUCAAGAGGGGACAGACAGUGGCUCUGGUGGGGUCCUCAGGCUGUGGGAAAAGUACCAUCAUACAGCUAGUACAGAGAUUCUACGACCCAGAGGAGGGGCAGGUGUAUGUAGAUGGGAAUGAUGUCCGAGACCUGAACGUCAGCUGGCUCCGUCAACAGAUAGGCGUCGUCAGUCAGGAACCCGUUCUGUUCGCUACGACCAUAUCAGAAAAUAUCCGUUAUGGUCGAGUGGGCGUGACACAGGGAGAAAUAGAGCAGGCCGCCAAAGAAGCUAAUGCUGAGACAUUCAUCAAAGAACUUCCACAGGGGUACGAGACCUUGGUGGGGGACCGGGGAGCCCAGCUGAGUGGGGGACAGAAACAGAGGAUUGCUAUAGCCAGGGCCCUGGUCAGGAACCCCAAAAUACUACUGCUAGAUGAAGCCACCUCAGCCCUGGAUAAUGAGAGUGAGGCUGUGGUUCAAAAAGCCCUAGAAAAGGCAGAAGUGGGUAGGACGACCAUAGUGGUAGCUCAUCGUUUGACAACGGUCAGGAACGCCGAUGUUAUAUUCAGUAUGGCUGACGGACAGAUACAGGAGAAGGGCAGUCACGAGGAAUUAAUGGCCAGAAAGGGACUGUAUUACACUCUGGUCAACUUACAGUCUCAAAGUCACGAGGAGGCAGAAGAAGUUGCAUUUGCUUUGGGGGAAAGUUCACCUACAGCUAGUUUGUUUGACAAGCUGGCUUGGGUGAGCACUGAGAGAGUGGUUGAGGAAUUGGAGCAUGAAAUGUUUGAUGAAGCAGAACCAGAUGAGCAUGUUGCUUUGAUGCAGAAGGUCAAAGGUCAGAAUGGUGUGCCGUAUGACAGACAGAUGUCAUCAGUGAGUGGGCACAGUGCCAUUAGUCACCAUGAGGUCACGGAGGGAAAAACUGAAGAGGAGGAGGAGGAAGCAGAAAGUGAUGUACCUCUUGUUCCGAUAGGAAAAAUCAUGAAGAUGAACUCGCCUGAGUGGUUAUAUAUCACAUUAGGCAGUAUAAGUUCUGUGAUAGUGGGGGCUAUCCAGCCAGCAUUUGCUUUCCUGAUGGCUGAGUUCCUGAAAGUAUUUUCAAUGACCGUAGAUGAACAGAAUGAAGUCAUUGGUGUGUUGGUUGGAGUCGUCAUGGGAGUAGCUGUCUUUACCGCAUUACUCAGGCUUACUUUGUCCAUUUGUUUUGUGAAAGCGGGUUCUGAUUUGACGUUGAGGAUGAGGAAACUGGCAUUCAAAUCUAUAGUAUGGCAGGAUAUAAGCUUCUUUGAUAGCCAUGAGAAUCGUGUUGGUGCUCUGACCACGAGGUUAGCCAGCGAUGCUGCUCUUGUUCAAGGGGCCACAGGAACUAAGAUAGGCCAGGUAUUGGAGUCUGUAGCCGUCCUCACCACGGCACUGAUAGUGGCCUUUAUCUACAGCUGGAACCUCACCCUGGUCAUUCUGGCCUUCAUGCCCCUGAUGAUGGGGGUGGGGGUCAUGCAGUCCAAACUGGUGGCAGGCUUUGCCAAGGGGGAUAAAAAGUCUAUGGAAGAAGCUGGAAAGGUGUGUACAGAGGCCAUAGACAACGUGAGAACGGUUGUAUCACUCACAAGGGAGAAAACUUUUGUCGAUGAGUACUCUUCACAUGUUGACAGCAUUUAUAAGUCGGGUGUAAAGCGAGCUGCUCUCUAUGGCCUUGUGUUUGGCACUUCCCAGAGUAUUAUGUACUUCGCGUAUGCGGCAGCGUUCUCCUACGGGGCCUACUUAGUGACUCAGGGACUCCCAUUCCAGGAUGUGUUCAGGGUAUUUGGUGCUAUUAUAUUUGGGGGAAUGCAUGUAGGAAGAACCAGUUCCAGUGCACCGGAUUUCACAAAAGGAAGGCGAGCUGCCACCAGAUUGUUUUCUAUCAUUGAGAGGGUACCAGUCAUUGAUGCUCAAAAAGAAGAGGGAGAAAAACCAGAAUCCUUAACUGGAGCAGUUGAGUUGAAUGAGGUCCACUUUACCUACCCUUCUCGACCUGAUGUGAAAGUUUUAGAGGGCCUAAGUUUGUCUGUAAAACCCGGUGAAACUUUUGCUCUAGUUGGGACAAGUGGUUGUGGGAAAAGCACCACUGUUCAACUUAUAGAACGGUUUUAUGAUCCCAGCAGUGGUUCAGUGAUGGUGGACAAGUUCAACCUGAAGUCGCUGAACCUGAACUGGUUGAGGUCACAGAUAGGAAUCGUUUCCCAGGAACCCAUGUUGUUUGACACCAGUAUUGCUGAGAAUAUAGCAUACGGGGAUAACUCCCGAGAGGUUCCCAUGGAUGAAAUCAUCAGAUCUGCCAGGAAUGCCAACAUCCAUAGCUUCAUUGAAGGUUUACCUCAUGGCUAUGAAACAAAUGUUGGCGAUAAAGGUACACAACUCUCCGGAGGUCAGAAGCAGCGAAUCGCCAUCGCUCGUGCACUUAUCAGAAAUCCUAAAAUAUUACUUCUUGAUGAAGCCACAUCAGCAUUAGACACUGAGAGUGAAAGGAUUGUUCAGGAGGCAUUAGAUAAAGCUAGAGAGGGCCGUACUUGUGUUGUGAUUGCUCAUAGACUGUCUACAAUUCAAAACGCAGAUAAGAUCGCCAUAAUACACAAAGGGCAUGUGGUAGAAUUAGGAAGCCAUUCCGAAUUAUUGACCAAGAAAGGUGUUUACUGGAAACUCUGUCAGCAUAAUGUGAAGAAAAGCUGAAUCAAACAUAGCACUACUUAGAUCUGUUGACAGAAUGUUUCCCUUAGUUAGAUAAGAAAAAAAGAUAAUCCCCCACCCAGUACUGCUACAUGAAGUUCUCAGUUUUCAUGGAGACUGGGGGGGGGGGAGGGGGGGAUUGGAGGGGUUAUUGUGAUAAAUAUAUAUUAUUGGGACCAUAAUAUGUACCAAUAUUUAUUUGACCAGAAGUUUUACCAUAAUAUAUACAAAUAUUUAAUUGUCCAGUUUACUAGCCUUUUCUAAAUAUAAUCUUACAACUAAGACAAAACUUUUCCCCUACCCCAACAUGUAUCUAAGCUGUAGUGGGACAUAAAAAAAAUCUUAUAUCCCUAUUACAUUUAGUUACUUAGUAAAAAUAUUUAAGAAAAAAUAUACAUAUUUAUUUAUAAACAAAAAUUACAGAAAUAUCAAAUUUUCAUCUUAGUCAUAUAAUUAUUUGUGAAAAUGGCCACAGGAAGUUUUCUUUAACAGCUGUUUUUUCAUCAUUAUCAUAAUUUGGAU